AUGAAUUAAGGCGGAUCAAAUGAUUUAUUAACUUUGAAAAGAGAAAAAUUUAGAAUUUAAAUUAGACAUUAAAAAUUAACAGAAGAAUUUAAGAAAAAAAGAAGAUUUUAUAAUUAUGAAUAAACAAAAAAUGAUUUCCUUCAUAAGGUUUGUGAUGAACUCUCUAUUUAUCAGUUUAAAGAAUAAUUAAUUGAAGAAGAUCUUAAUAAUAUUAUGUUAUUACUUAAAGUGCUUCAAAAAGCUAUAGAAGAUGAAUAAAAUAUAGAUUUUUGGGUGACUGAAAAUAUAGUAAAAAAAUUUAGGUAUUAUAUACUAAGUAUUUUAGAUUUCUUAUUAAUUUAUCUAAAAUUGAUAGUGAAUUUCAAGUAAUAAAUGCCACACUUAUUCAAGGUGUUUUUUAUUAUCUAAAUAGAGAAGAUUAUCAAAGGUUUGCAGAAUUAGAUGAUAUUUUACUUUUAGAAUACUUCUAGUAAAAUAUUAAUGAUUAAAUUUUUGAAAUAUAUCCUUAAGUAAUAAUUAGAAUAAUUUUUAGAUGUUAAAUUGCAUCUAUUUUUUAGCCUAAGAAAAAUAAAAAUAUAGAGAUUUUAUAAUCUAAAAUGAUUUUGAAUUUUUAACCUAAUUAAUGGUAGUUGAUCCUUUCAGAUAAUUUUCUGAAGUUAUUCUAGCAUUAAUUUAUUCCGCAUUUACUUUUUGUAUUGAAAUAAAUAUUGAAAAAAUAAAAUCAAUUAAAGAAUAUGUAAUAAAGUCUUAUUUUGAUGAAAAUUAAUCUAUAAAAAGAUUAGUUUUAGAAAUACUUGAUGAAAUCCCUUCAAAAUUACAAUUAGGAAAUAAUUAUGCUUUUGCAAAUGAAAUCAUCUCUUCUCCAAUAUUUAAAAAAAUUUAUGAUACUGCUUAACAAUCAAAUUAUGACUUUUUAGCUUUAAAAGUUGUUAUCAUAUAUUUUGGUGUAAGUGAUUAGUACUUCGAUAAAGAAUUAAUAAUCUAUAACAAAGUUAUAAAUUCAAAUCUCUAAUCACAGGAUCUAUAUUCAUUUUUAAGAAUCUAAUUAUUUUGGGCUAUUUCAAAUAAAAUUCAUAAUUAACAAUUUUUGGUUAAAUUAUUAGAUUCUAAAUUAUUGGAAGAUAUUUUUGAAAAGUACUUUGAAUUAAAUGAUCAUGAGGCUCUUGAAUUCUCUUUUGUAAUUUUGAAUCUAUCUGUUUUAGUAAAAAUUAUUAAUAAUAUUCUAGUGUAAUGAAGAAUAACUAUCAAAAUUAAUAAAAAUAGAAUUAUUUAAUAUAUGUAAUUUUUUAUUUUCAAUGGAGGCGAGAUCUAUAAAAAUUGAAGAACAUAUCAUUUAAGCAUUAGUUAAUAUAUUACAUAAAUUAUCAGAUAAUUAAGAUUUUAAUAAUGAAUUAAUAUUACCAUUUUCAGCAGUAAUAAAAAUGAUAGAAAUAACUGGUAUUGUUAACAAAGUGAAGGAAAGUAGAGUUGAUGAUAAAUUGAUCUAAGAUUUUGAUGUUUAUUUUUGA
Molecule: messenger RNA, 1508 nt
Organism: Paramecium sonneborni
Lineage: Eukaryota; Ciliophora; Oligohymenophorea; Peniculida; Parameciidae
Source: the annotation of a GenBank genome assembly